ACAGUCUUCCCUGCAGUUCAAGGCAGCUCUUUGAAGCAAUCUCCUGCCACUAUUGAUAUUCCUCUCAAAGAAUAUCCUAAAUGCGUUGGUGGAUCCAGAGUCCGGAGGCAUCUCGAGGAAAGCUUUGCCUGUGAACAGGAGUCACCUGGAGUUCAUGAACAGCAAGGAGGAGAGAUAACCACGGCAGCCCAGCAAAUAUACCACAGAAGAAAGGGAGGAGGAGACAAGCACCAUGUCAAAUGUCCUCCUGGAAAGCAUCUUCCUGAAACGCUCUCAGCAGAAGAAAAAGACCUCUCCGCUCAACUUCAAGAAGCGCUUCUUCCUGCUGACGGAGAGCAAGCUCUCCUAUUAUGAAUAUGACUUUGAGCGUGGGCGACGAGGAAGCAAGAAGGGUUCUGUGGAUAUUGAGAAGGUCACCUGUGUGGAAACUGUGACACCAGAGAGCAACCCUCCUCCAGAACGGCGGAUCCCAGAAAAAAAAGGAGAUGAUUUAAAUGAGCCGGAACAGAUCUCCAUUAUAGAGCGGUUCCCCUACCCUUUCCAGAUUGUGUAUGAUGAAGGACCUCUCUAUGUGUUCUCGCCAACUGAAGAAUUACGGAGCCGUUGGAUCCAGCAGUUAAAGAGUGUGAUUCGCUACAACAGCAACCUGGCACAGAAGUAUCACCCCUGCUUCUGGACUGAUGGGCAGUACCUCUGUUGCUUCCAGACCGCUAAAAUGGCCAUGGGUUGCCAAAUCGUGGGAGACAAGAGCAGAAGAGGUUCCAGAAAUGCCGGUUCUAUUCAAAAGGCCGACAAGCCUCUACCUCCAACUCCAGAGGAGAACCAGAUGAUGAAGAAGCAGCUUCCCCCAACGCCAGCAGCCAACACUCUGUCUAAGACAAGGAGAGUUGUGGCUCUCUAUGACUACACCCCCAUGAAUGAGCAGGAUCUGCAGCUGCAGAAAGGCGAAGAGUACCUGGUCCUUGAGGAGAGCAAUGAGUCUUGGUGGAGAGCCCAAGACCAAGCGGGGAAACAAGGUUAUAUUCCUAGCAACUACGUCACUGAAGCAAGAGAUUCACUGGAAAUAUUUGAGUGGUAUUCGAAAAACAUCACCAGAAGGCAAGCAGAGCAGCUGCUAAAGCAAGAGGGCAAAGAUGGUGGCUUCAUUGUCCGAGAUUCCACCAGGAACACGGGGAAAUAUACUGUCUCUGUAUUUGCCAAAUCAUCUGGGGAACCCCAAGGGACCAUCCGCCAUUAUGUGGUUUGCUCCACACCCCAGAACCAGUAUUUCCUGGCAGAAAAGCACCUCUUCAGCACCAUCCCAGAGCUCAUCAACUACCAUCAACACAACUCAGCAGGGCUUAUAUCCAGAUUGAAGUACCCUGUGUCAUUGCAACAAAAAACAGCUCCUUCCACAGCAGGACUUGGAUAUGGGGCAUGGGAGAUUGAUCCAAAGGACCUGACCUUCCUAAAAGAGCUUGGGACCGGGCAGUUUGGUGUCGUGAAGCAUGGGAAAUGGAGAGGUCAGCACGACGUGGCGGUCAAAAUGAUCAAGGAAGGCUCCAUGUCAGAAGAUGCAUUUAUCGACGAAGCCAAAGUCAUGAUGAACCUCUCUCAUGAAAAACUUGUGCAGCUGUUUGGGGUCUGCACCAAGGAGAGACCUAUCCUGAUUGUCACAGAAUACCUCUCCAAAGGGUGCCUUUUGAACUAUCUACGAGACAGUCGACAGUCCUUCCAAGCCACUGACCUUCUAGAGAUGUGCAAGGAUGUCUGUGAGGCCAUGGAGUACUUGGAGUCCAAGCAGUUCCUGCACAGGGACCUGGCUGCCCGCAAUUGCUUGGUCAAUGAACAAGGUGUUGUCAAAGUCUCUGAUUUUGGUCUCUCCAGGUAUGUCUUGGAUGAUGAUUAUAUUAGCUCCAUGGGAUCCAAGUUUCCAGUGCGUUGGUCCCCUCCAGAGGUCCUUCUCUACAGCAAGUUCAGUAGCAAAUCAGAUGUCUGGGCUUUUGGUGUCCUGAUGUGGGAGCUCUACAGCUUGGGAAAGAUGCCCUAUGAGCGGUUCAGCAACAGCGAGACAACGGACCACGUGACCAAAGGUCUGCGUCUCUACCGUCCUCAGUUGGCUUCGGACAGAGUCUACAGCAUCAUGUAUAGCUGCUGGCAUGAGAAACCGGAGGAGCGCCCCACCUUCCACGUUCUCCUGGGUCACAUCGUGGAUUUGACCAAUGAAGACCCUUGACAUGGUACUCCUUUUGCUGCUGUUCAUUUGUGCCAUCUUUGCUUGAUAAAUUUCUGAAUGGACAUAGGAUGGAUCAAUCUGCAAGGAGACCAUCAUGGCAGACAUUGCUGGAUCCACAGGAAAUUUUCUUAUCUCUUCGCUUCCAUGUAACAAGUGGCUUGUAUAUAAAAUUCUCGACGAACAACCACCCUUCUGAGGGCAAAAAACUGGUUAGACGCCUUUUCCCUUAAAAGUCUUAUGUCAUGGCCUGUGGCUAGUACAAUAAACACUUUCUUAC
Anolis sagrei ordinatus is the source of this 2492-nucleotide messenger RNA. It is a transcript of the gene BTK, whose product is annotated as Bruton tyrosine kinase. Gene Ontology annotation, cellular component: plasma membrane. Lineage: Eukaryota; Metazoa; Chordata; Lepidosauria; Squamata; Anolidae. Gene Ontology annotation, biological process: intracellular signal transduction; T cell receptor signaling pathway; protein phosphorylation. The record is from RefSeq and is a predicted model, not a curated record. Gene Ontology annotation, molecular function: protein binding; non-membrane spanning protein tyrosine kinase activity; ATP binding.